Messenger RNA from Lotus japonicus, 1341 nucleotides. RefSeq lists its product as uncharacterized. Gene Ontology annotation, molecular function: ATP hydrolysis activity. Lineage: Eukaryota; Viridiplantae; Streptophyta; Magnoliopsida; Fabales; Fabaceae. Bases 35 to 1192 code for a protein of 385 amino acids. The transcript has 9 exons. The record is from RefSeq and is a predicted model, not a curated record.
GGGGAAAAGUGGAUAAGGGAGAAAGGAAACAGAAAUGGGCGUUGCGACACUAUCAUCAUCUUCUUCAUGUUGGAUGGUGGCGCCAUGGAUUUCAAAGACAAAACCACACACCACUCUCAAAUUCAACUGCUCGCAAGCCUCGCCGCCACUUCCACACUCUUCUUCUUCUUCUGCGCAGAAAGACGACCUCCAACCUCUCUUACAGAUUCUUCCCUCUGAUUUGCAUCACAAUCUCCUCAAUCAAGCAAAUCGCCCUCAACUUCUAGAGGUUAUUUUGGAUUUGGGUCGUUACCCAGAAGCUCGUUACCUAGGAAAACUUGGUAGCCAGUAUCUAAGGAACACUGAGGUAACGGUGAAAGAGUUGGAACAUGCUCAACAAGCUGUUGGUGAGUUUGGGAGGGACAAUAGAGCUGGCAUUGAGGGUACGUUGCAUCGGAUAUCCGCGAUAAGGAGUAGGAAUGGUGCCAUUGUUGGGUUGACGUGUCGGGUUGGGAGGGCGGUCAGCGGCCACAUUGACAUGGUUUAUGAUCUGCUUCAAUAUGGGAAGAACAUUUUAUUUGUUGGAAGGCCUGGGGUUGGCAAGACUACCGUUAUGCGAGAGAUUGCUCGUGUACUGUCUGAUGAAUUUAACAAGAGAGUGGUGAUUGUUGAUACCAGCAAUGAAAUUGGAGGCGAUGGCAAUAUUCCUCAUGCAGCAAUUGGGGGUGCACGAAGAAUGCAGGUACCUGAGCCAUCAAUGCAGCAUAGCGUGAUGAUUGAGGCAGUAGAAAAUCACAUGCCUGAGGUGAUUAUAGUCGAUGAGAUUGGCACAGUAGCUGAAGCUCAUGCUUGCAGGUCAAUUGCUGAGCGAGGCAUUAUGCUUAUUGGGACUGCUCAUGGAGAGCAGCUUGAGAAUAUCAUGAAGAAUCCUACACUCUCUGAUCUGAUUGGCGGAAUAGCAAGCGUUACUCUGGGAGACGCAGAAGCCAGAGCAAGAAAGUGUCAGAAGACAAUUCUUGAGAGGAAAGCACCUCCAACAUUUGAUUUCGUGAUGGAGAUGAGAGACAGACACUACUGGAUUACACAUCAGACUGACAAAAGCGUUGAUCUGUUGCUUCAAGGCAAAAUUCCACAAGUUGAGGUAAGAAAAAGAGAUGAAAAAUGCAAGGUUGUGAUAGAAAAAUCUAAAGCGUAUGAUAAAUGCCAAAUUUGAUAAUAUAAUUCAUUUUGAAGCAGUGUAGGAUUGUUAAAUUGUUUAUGAAAAAGUUUAAGAUUUUAAAGCUAUAAACAUGUUAAACAUUUUGUAAAUUGUGUUUUGUUGACAUAACUAUGUAUAGAUUUAUAUCUUCCACUUUGAAGUUA